UACACCACCAUAUAUAGCAACUAUCAAGUUUUAAAAAUUCAUCACUUCGCAGAUUUCAGAAUGUCUAAGGCAAGGGGAAUAUUGAUUUUGAGCCUUUUCGCAGUGAUUUCGGCUGUAAAUGCAGGAGAUCCGAAAAUCGUAACCCCAGAAACAGUCACAAACGACGACAUCAAGUCAUUACGCCAAAUAACAAUUAAGGAAGCAUUACCAAUAAUCUUAUUCCACGAAACACAGUUUAAAGUACUAGCUCCACCAGAGAGAUUAAAACAGGCCAAACUCCAAGACGGCAGGUUGUUGUAUGAAACAGAAUUUGAAACAGGCCUUAUAGCAUCACCCGUACAGUAUUUUUUUUGCCCACAUCCGACGUGCAUGGGUCACAAUUGCCUAUUCAUCAAACAGUUCGACCAAUCGGAAUCGCAGAUUUUAGAAUGUGAACGCGAACCCAUUCCAGUAAUAGAACGAGUACCUCGCGAAUCCCCACAUUGUGGCCCAGCAACAGGUGAUGGAAUCAAAUUGAGAUUCGUGUAUAAAAUUUGUCCUGAACAGGCUGAUAUUAAAUUUGAAAACGAUUCGAACAACUUCGCUACCUAUUCAUUUUGUUACGAUGGAACUUCGAAAAAAAUUCUAUUCAUGGAUCACGAAAUAAUUUCAGCAGAACUACUUUCUGAGAAAAUAUUGAUAAGGGAACGAGAAGUGAAAUUUGAAAAAUAUAGCGCAGAAACAUACGAUCUUAUUGAUUCGGAUUAUCGAGCAGAUUUAGACUCAGCUGCAGACAAAUUAAAACCUAAUUAUACACUUCAAAAAUUGAUACCAGCCGAAGACAUGGCAUUCGCAACCUGGAUACGAACCACGUACCACUACGUAAACGUUGCAUUGCAGUAUAACAUCUUAUCUAAUCUUUGGAACGAAAUCAAUAUGAAAAUCACAGCCGAAGUCCUAAGCAAGUAUGCUUCAUCGCCCCCACGUAUGAUAACCGCAGUACUUGAUACACCCACCAACGAGCUACCCACCUCAGAGCAAGAUAAGCAAUUGUCAAAUGUUUGGGUCAAACUGAUUCUCAAUCUGAAUAAAAAAUCCAAAACAGGAUUGGCAAUCUUGAUGAAUAAUUUCAUCACAGAUGAAACUUCGGAUUUAACAAGACAUUUCAUAGAUUCGAGUAAAAUUUGUCCGGAGAAUUUAUGCGUGGAUACGCUGAGAAAAAAGUUCACCGAUAUUGGAGGAAAAGUACGAUGCUGUCCGGUAACUGAAGACUUAAUGAGUUUUUUCUUCAACGAACAAGAAUUAAAAGGUCUACGAAUUGAAAAAGUGAUGCCGAUUCUUGAUGUUACUUUUAGACGGCCUCCCGUUUAAGAACGUUAUAAGUUACGUAGUUAACUAGUUACAUGAAAUGUGUGUGGUUUUUUAUGUAAUUGUAUAAAGAAAUGGAGUUUAUUUAUUUUUAAAAUUAGUAGUUAUUAAAGCGUUUGAGUUCGGUAUUAUAAAUUAUUUUAUCUGAUGAAAUAAAUAUUUUCAUUUUAACAUGAACGUA
This is a messenger RNA of Planococcus citri (citrus mealybug), 1528 nucleotides long. RefSeq lists its product as uncharacterized. The transcript is spliced from 7 exons. Lineage: Eukaryota; Metazoa; Arthropoda; Insecta; Hemiptera; Pseudococcidae. Bases 61 to 1350 code for a protein of 429 amino acids. The record is from RefSeq and is a predicted model, not a curated record.